CCAUUAUUCAUGAAAUGUUUGGACAUUUUCGCUGCCCCUAGCGUUGCGUUAUCACCGCCAGCUUUGGUGCUUAGGUCGGUAGAUGAUAGGGCAGCGGCGAGUCAGUUUCUAACGAGUAGUUCGCUAACGCGUCUUCCGCCAUGUUUACGCUAUCCGCUGCCUCGCGUCAUCAUCUGCAAAAUCAAAAUCAGUUUCUUUCGCUUAUUUCGGUCCAUGAAGAUCGGAUUCGGACAGGUAGGGGGUUCGAAUCCUCGACCCAGGUUCUCGCUGCCGCUUCGCCGCUGUCGCACUCCGCCUUUCGCACAGCCGUCGCAUUCGCAUCGUGCGACGUCUCGUCGCAGACCAAGCGGCAACAGAGCGCUCUAACGGCACGGGACGAGGCAGGGGCAUGGAUCAACCCGCGGAGGGAGCGGAGUGAGCGGAGGACUUUGCGCUGCUCCGCGGAAGGAACUGCGGAUAGGGGGAAAAGCGGGGCGGCGGAGAACGACCAUGGGGAAGUGAGGAUGCGCGUAGAGGGGACGCGGGGGGAGAUAGACGGGGCGGCGCAGAUAGGGGAGGAUGAGCGGGGGGAGGGCGAGGGGAACGGGGGAGGAGAAACCGAAGAUUUUGAGAGGAAUGCGGGUGGGGAGGAGAGAAGUGAAGCCAUUGGGGGGAGCGCGGAGGGACUUGGGGGGAGGAAGCGGAAGCGGAAGAUGAAAGUACUGGUGUGCGCAGGUGACGUGAUGGGGGACGACCAUGCGGCUAGACUGGUGGCAGCACUGCUGGGGAGAGAGAAGGGGGAGAAGGGAGAGAGGGGAGAGGAGUGGAAAGGGGGAGAGCAGGAGGAGAAGGAAGAGGAGGAGGAGUGGGAGGUAUAUGCAGUUGCAGGGCCAAGAAGCGAAGCAGCGGGUGCUACCCUCUUAGGCAGCAACCACGGCAUGUCGUCCAUCGGGCUGUUCGAGGCCCUUCGCUUUGUGCCGCGCUCGCUGCUGCUCCUCGCUGCCGCCAAGCGCUUUGUGCGGCACCACAAGCCACACGCCGUGGUGCUAGUAGACUACCCUGGCUUCAACAUACCCCUCGCCAAUUAUGUUCUUAAGAACCAUGCUGCCACCACGCGGGUCGUCUACUACAUCCCCCCAAACGAGUGGCUCUUCUCGGCGUCCUCCUCUCCGCGCAUUGCCUCGGUUGCUGCCUGCCACGUGGUCAUCGCCACUUACCCCGAUGAGGCUGAGUUCUUCUCUUCAGUAGGAGCCACGGUGCGGCUAUUUGGCCACCCUCUAGUGGACACUGUCACCCAUGCACCAAGCAGAGAGCAGGCCCGCACCCAGCUAGCCAUCCCUGCAACUGCCAAAGUGGUGGCGCUGCUGCCGGCUUCUCGCCCGCAGGAAACAUCCUUCAUCCUCCCCACUGUGCUCUCCGCUGCUGUGCUGCUCAACCAACAAAUGCAUGAUACUGAGGACGGGCCGCCCCUCUUUCUCCUGCCCCUGGCAGACGAGUCCCUGAGAGCUCCAGUGCAGGAGCAGCUUCGGGCAUUUGGCAUGCACACAUGCUGUAGAGUGCUGGAGCCGCACCAGAGCCUGCAAGCCAUGGCAGCAGCUGAUGCUGCUGUCACCAAGUCCGGCAGUGUGACUCUCCAGCUCGCCCUGCUCAAGGUGCCUCAAGUCGUGCUCUAUCGUCUCUCCCCUGCCACCGCUCUCCUUGCUCGCCUGCUCGUUCGCUUCCGCCACCCGUUCUACUCCCUUGUGAAUCUCGUGCUGCUGCAACCGCUUGUUCCCGAGUUUAUUCAAGAGGAGGCGACGCCAGAAGCGAUAGCUGGCGCGACUAAGCAGCUUCUUGUGAGCGAGUCCGCUCGGUCACUGCAGCUGGUAGGCUAUGAAAAGCUUCCGACUCUUCUUGGAACGGCUGAUGUUUCUCUGCGAGUGGCACAAUGCAUCAAAGAACAAGCCAGACAAGGCAACACGUGAAACUGAGUCUAUUUUUUAGGCGCCUAAAAAAUGGACUCCUCACGCAGGAACAAGACAGACAAGGCAACAGGCGAUUUUUCUUCAUUUGGUAGUAAAUAGUGGCGUUCAUGUUCUCUCGUACUUUGUGCAUUGCCUGGGCUUUUUGCUUUAUCGUGGAAUGAUUACAACACUAUGGGUAGCGAGCUGGUGCUCUCUUGCUAGUAAGACUUUCUAUAACGAGUAC
This is a messenger RNA of Closterium sp. NIES-67, 2166 nucleotides long. The record is from the annotation of a GenBank genome assembly. NCBI's taxonomy places the organism in Eukaryota, Viridiplantae, Streptophyta, Zygnematophyceae, Desmidiales, Closteriaceae.